This is a messenger RNA of Megalopta genalis, 2751 nucleotides long. Its product is annotated as serine/threonine-protein phosphatase PP1-gamma catalytic subunit A. Gene Ontology annotation, cellular component: cytoplasm; nucleus. The record is from RefSeq and is a predicted model, not a curated record. NCBI's taxonomy places the organism in Eukaryota, Metazoa, Arthropoda, Insecta, Hymenoptera, Halictidae. Gene Ontology annotation, molecular function: protein serine/threonine phosphatase activity.
AGGGGGUAAAAGGGAGUGGAGUGCGCGGUUGUCCGGGCGGCCAUUGCGGGUACCUUGUCCGAAACCGCGAAUGCAAUUGACUGCUGUGCGUGACACUAGUGAAAUCCAAGAAAAUCAAAGGUCAUCCCAGAAAGAAAGUGGUUUGUGUGAAGCCCGGGACGCGCACAAAACCCCGGCCCGAUGGCUGAAUCCGACAAAUUGAAUAUCGACGACAUUAUAGCUCGACUCUUGGAAGUGCGGGGAGCCAGACCUGGGAAGAAUGUACAGUUGACGGAGGGAGAAAUAAAGGGAUUAUGCCUGAAGUCACGUGAAAUUUUUUUAUCGCAACCAAUUCUGUUAGAGCUAGAAGCUCCGCUUAAGAUAUGUGGUGACAUUCAUGGUCAGUACUAUGACUUGCUGCGGCUAUUCGAAUAUGGCGGAUUUCCACCGGAGAGCAACUAUCUCUUCUUGGGAGACUACGUUGACAGAGGAAAGCAGUCUUUAGAGACAAUUUGUCUUUUGCUCGCCUAUAAAAUCAAAUACCCAGAGAAUUUUUUUUUACUCCGUGGUAAUCAUGAGUGUGCAUCCAUUAACAGGAUAUAUGGCUUUUACGACGAAUGUAAACGCCGAUACAACAUUAAAUUGUGGAAAACAUUCACGGACUGUUUUAACUGUUUACCGGUUGCCGCAAUUGUUGACGAGAAAAUCUUUUGUUGUCACGGAGGUCUGAGCCCAGAUCUUCAACAUAUGGAACAGAUUAGACGUAUCAUGCGACCGACCGACGUACCCGAUCAAGGUUUAUUAUGCGAUUUGUUGUGGUCAGACCCUGACAAAGACACAAUGGGUUGGGGAGAAAACGAUCGUGGCGUCUCGUUCACAUUUGGUGCCGAAGUUGUUGCCAAAUUUUUACAUAAGCACGACUUUGACCUGAUAUGUCGUGCUCAUCAGGUUGUGGAAGACGGUUAUGAAUUCUUUGCGAAGAGGCAGUUGGUUACUUUGUUCUCGGCACCCAACUACUGCGGCGAAUUCGACAAUGCCGGAGCUAUGAUGUCCGUGGACGAUACACUGAUGUGCAGUUUCCAAAUUUUGAAGCCAGCCGACAAAAAGAAAUUAACUUACGGUGGCCUGAACGCAGGUAGACCAGUGACGCCUCCGCGAGGUGGAAAUAACAAGAGCAAGAAGAAGUGAAAUCCUUAGAUUUCUUUUUCACCCCUGCCCCCCCCCCCUUCUUUGAACGCAAUGCUUACAACUUUGAGACAACAAUUCCUCCCUUGAAAUUUACCAUCUUUUCUAAAUGGAUCAAUGGAUUUUUGUACGAGGAAAAACGUUAUUAUUCUAAUUUCUUUUUUAGCAUCGCUCAAUAAUUGUCAUCGUUAUCAGCGUAUUGCUUUCGAAGUUACAGUAUAUUUGAAUAGCCGUUUCCAUUUUAACGCAUUAGCUAAUGAAAAGAAUAAAUAUGGCGAAAAGACACUGCUCGUUCAAUAAAACGGAAAAAUUGUGCAUCGGUAGGGUAGUUCAAAGCAAACGACAAACGAAAAAAAUCUAAAACCUUUGUGUCUAUGAACAAAGAGCUAACCGCGCUUAUAAUCUCGAUUACUCCCGAUUAGAUUAGCCGAUGAAAAGUUGAACGAUUGUUGGACGCGAUUCUUCGAGAAGAGUACGUCACUAUGAUUAAUAGCGAAAAGCUAUUAGUUAACAGUUUCAAUGGAAUAUCAUCGAUUCGAAAUUCUAAGACGACACGGUCGAUACAUUAUUACCAGGCACAAUUCGAUAACGAUAGUGUUCGCUGGUGUGAGUUUACCGUUUUGAUCGUACGUCAACGCGUAUACAAACUAUCGCUGUAUACGCUUCGGUUAUGAACGCGACAAGUGUUUUCGGUGCGAUACGUAGUCACGGCUAUAUUACGUUUCCGUAAAAUGCACAAAAUUUAUCGACGACACAUAGUUAACAGCUACAGUUACAACUACAUCCUUCUCGAACAAAACCGCUUUUGUAGAGUGUGCUUUUAUAAUUGAAUUUUUAUAAAUUAUAAGAAAAAGUAUAGAUAUUGUGUUGUAUGGUCGUUCAAUUGAAACUAAUCUAUUUCGUGUAACAUUGUUGCGAAGAAUACAUCAGAAAUGGAAAGGGAAACAGUUAACGAAAUAAAAAAGAAAGAAAAGCAAGGAAAGUGGACAGUGGUUGCGAUCGUGGCCAUUCCCUGGAUUCGACGAAGGUGAAGGCGGUCGUUCACUUUUCAGAAUGGAAUUGUAAUGAUAACGUUAAACUAACGAUAAGAGCAUGAUGUAAAUGUGUAUAAUUGGAGUAGAACAACGUUGCGUAGAUUAUGUACAACGCACGCAGGCAGGCAGGCAGGCAGAAGCAAGGAGAAACAUGGAAAAGAAACCCCAAUUUCUAAGGAUUCAUCGUACAAUUAUUAUCUAUCCCGAGCUUCCCUCGGGAAUAACUUGAUUAAUCUCAUCGUUAACAUUUAUGCUGUAUACUAUUAAUUUCGUUGGUUUCCUCGAGACGCUGUUUCAUCCGCACCACCUUUAUAGAUCGCAGACCCAGUUUCCAACGAUACCGCUAGAAAUCGCGUACAAAGGGAAUCUAUCAUCUUACGCCGUACCAUUACAUGUCGGCGCGAUACCGAUUACCUAUACCGUCACCGAGAUCGACGCCGGUGUAACCGGUAUUUACGAUUGCCUCUCCCCGUACCCGGAACCCUGUACCCUGUAAUUGUACAUUAAUUUCUAUUUUAUAAAUAAAAUUCACGAAAGACACUCGUCCAUUUUA